GGUGUGGUUUUCAGUCAAAAUGGCUACUGAUGAUGAAGACAAAGUUUUGCUGGCUGUGUGUGAUGUCAUUAAAGGCUCUACCUUACUCAAGGCUGGUCGAUCAGGAAAGCCACAUUUUAGGCAGUUCAAGCUAUCUAACGACCUCAGUCGACUGAUGUGGGAAUCAGCCAAGAAGAUGGACGCUGCUGUCCUCAUAUCACAGAUCACAGAGAUAAAAACCGGUCAAGUAACACCUGUCUUUCUCAAGAACCCGAUACCACAGUGUGAAGCUGUCUCCUUCUCUCUCCUUUACUCUGAUCGUUCACUCGAUAUAGUUUGUAAAGAUAAAAAAGAAUUUGAUACUUGGACGACUGCACUAAAGGCACUGAUAGUUGAUAAGUAUGACAACAAAGAAGCAGUUUCAGCUAAACUUGUAGAGAUGCGUGGCUCUAUUGUCUCAGAGGACAGAUUAGAAGUCCAGCUGGGUACUAUAAAGACUAAAGUCCUUCUCAAGGACAACAGCUGUGACCUUUACCUUUGGGGAGGUGGGGAUAGAGGGAGGCUGGGACACAAAGACGACAAGCCGAGGUUUUUACCAAAUGUUGUUGAGUCCCUUCUUGGUCAAAAUGUUACAAUGAUAGCCUGUGGAGGAUCACACACUAUAGCACUCAACAGUAAAGGUCAAGUGUUCUCGUGGGGUGCUGGCCCUCAGGGUUGUCUUGGUCAUGGUAACCUUAGAGAUAGGUAUUCUCCACUGAUGAUUGAUGGACCACUGAGAGACGUUAAUGUGGUUCAUGUAGCCUGCUAUGAGAAUCACUCAGCAGUUAUAUCAGAGGAUGGUAAUUUAUAUACCUGGGGAAAGGCCGGUCCUUUCCUAGGAUACAUGGAUGACUCCGUUACCAAACAGACCAAGCCUCGUCUUGUUGAUGCCUUAUAUGGCACUAGGAUAGUCCAGGUGGCUUGUGGUCGGUCGCACACACUAGUCAUUGAUGAGGAAGGAAGAGUCUACUCUUUUGGUAUCAAUAAGUUUGGAGAGUUGGGCCAAGGACACGAUAAAGCCAUAACCAAGCCCACAAUGGUGCCCAACCUGGUUUCCAUUUGUAAAGUAUCUUGUGGUCGACAUCAUUCUGCUGCUAUAGACGAGGACGGGGUAUUGUUUAUGUGGGGCUGGGGGGCAAGAGGCCAGCUGGGACAAGGGGAACCAAAGUCACUGUUCAGUCCUACUCCUGUUAAUGGAUUCAAUGAUCAACCUCUUGAGGAUGUAAGCUGUGGUUAUGGUCACACUGCAGCCAUUACCGCCAAUGGUGUUGCUUACUGUUGGGGUGACAACGCUAGCAGUCAGUGUGGAGUACCCUCUAGUGUCUAUGGUGAACUCUCUAGUCCUCGUGGUAUUGUCCUUCCCUCUGGGAUAAGACCCACUCAGAUCAACUGCGGAGCUAAUUUCACUGUCCUCGUUACUUCAAUAGGCCAGCUCUUCACGUGGGGCUGUAACAUGAGUGGACAGUUGGGGAACGGAGAGGCCAAGAAAACCUUUAGUCAGCCAAUGCCGGUAGAAUCACUGAGUGAGAAGAGAGUAAAGAUGGUUGCGUGUGGUGAGGAUCACAUUGGUUGUCUGGUCGGUCAUGGUUGGGUACCAGAUGAAGAAGUAAAGUCUUGUAUGGCUUGUAAGAAGAGCUUCACUGCCAUUAGGAGGAGACAUCAUUGUCGACAGUGUGGUGGUAUAUUUUGUGGCAGCUGUUCAACUAAACGCUAUCCAUUGCUUGAUAAAGGACACGCUGAUCCAGUCAGAGUAUGCGAUAAAUGCUACGUAUCACUAUCAUCAUCUUCUAACAUCAAAUAAUAACGAGCAAUGACUCCCUCUCUCUCUCUCCUCUUAAUCUUGUGUGUUAGUAAGUCAUUAUUUAAUGUUGCGUGUGCUUUAUUAUUUUAAUGUAAAUUUUUAGCGUGUUUUUGUGUACUUUCUUUCUCUUAAUUUUGUUCGUGUGUGUAUAUAAAUUUUGUACAUUUCUGGAGUGUGAAACUUAACU
Messenger RNA from Amphimedon queenslandica, 2006 nucleotides. RefSeq names its product ultraviolet-B receptor UVR8-like. The transcript is spliced from 11 exons. Gene Ontology annotation, molecular function: metal ion binding. NCBI's taxonomy places the organism in Eukaryota, Metazoa, Porifera, Demospongiae, Haplosclerida, Niphatidae. The record is from RefSeq and is a predicted model, not a curated record. Bases 20 to 1819 code for a protein of 599 amino acids.